Carya illinoinensis is the source of this 1172-nucleotide messenger RNA. Its product is annotated as bifunctional protein FolD 2. Gene Ontology annotation, molecular function: methylenetetrahydrofolate dehydrogenase (NADP+) activity; methenyltetrahydrofolate cyclohydrolase activity. The transcript has 5 exons. The record is from RefSeq and is a predicted model, not a curated record. Lineage: Eukaryota; Viridiplantae; Streptophyta; Magnoliopsida; Fagales; Juglandaceae. Gene Ontology annotation, cellular component: cytosol. Bases 86 to 985 code for a protein of 299 amino acids. Gene Ontology annotation, biological process: tetrahydrofolate interconversion.
GAUUCGGCAGGGCAAAAGACACCGCACCAAAUCCUUCUUCCACACCCACAUCUCUCGUUCCCACCCACCUAAUCUCUUCCAGAGAAUGGCAUCUCCAUCGGAUCACAAGGCCACCAUAAUUGACGGUAAAGCCGUCGCCCAAACCAUCCGCAAUGAGGUCGCCGCAGAAGUCCACCAUCUCUCUCAGAAAUACGGCAAGGUCCCGGGGCUGGCUGUAGUGAUUGUGGGCAACAGGAAGGAUUCUCAGAGCUAUGUGACUAUGAAGAGAAAGGCAUGUGCCGAAGUUGGGAUCAAGUCCUUUGACAUAGACCUUCCUGAACAAGUAUCUGAAGCUGAGGUCGUCUGCAAGGUUCAUGAAUUAAAUGCAAAUCCUGAUGUACAUGGUAUAUUGGUUCAGCUCCCAUUGCCGAAGCAUAUAAACGAAGAGAGAGUUCUGACUGAAAUCAGCAUUGAGAAGGAUGUAGAUGGAUUUCAUCCACUUAACAUUGGCAAGCUCGCAAUGAAAGGCAGAGAACCCUUGUUCCUUCCUUGCACCCCCAAGGGGUGCAUUGAACUUCUAUCUCGGAGUGGUGUAGCUAUAAAGGGUAAGAAAGCAGUCGUGGUAGGCCGAAGUAACAUUGUUGGGCUGCCAGUUUCCUUGCUGCUGCUGAAAGAAGAUGCAACCGUUACCAUUGUCCAUUCACAUUCUCAUGAUCCUGAAAGUACCAUUCGUGAAGCAGACAUCAUUAUUGCAGCAGCAGGACAGGCAAUGAUGAUCAAGGGCAGUUGGAUCAAGCCCGGUGCAGCAGUUAUUGAUGUUGGCACCAAUGCUAUUGAUGACAAAAGUAAGAAGUCUGGUUAUAGGCUGGUUGGAGAUGUCGAUUUCCAUGAAGCAUGCAAGGUAGCUGGAUGUAUAACUCCUGUUCCUGGCGGUGUGGGCCCAAUGACUGUUGCCAUGCUACUCAAGAAUACUUUGGAAGGUGCUAAGCGUGCGCUUGAAUCUUAGAGCCGGCCAAUGACUUUGAUUCCCUUCACUGUGAGAUUUUGGGUAUGAGAUGCAGUUUCUAAAGACAUUUUACGCAUCAUCCAAUGGAUAUAUGUUCUCCUCGUUACAACCAUAAUGUUACAUUUACAUUCUGUUUUCAUGAAUUUCAACAACAAUGGCAAUGUGAUGGUUUGGUUUUGACUGAUUA